ACGAUUCGAAAUGUGUCCGUCAAAAUUUGUUGUGUACAUACUGUUGAUUUCCGUAAGGGCCAAGUCAAGCUUGGAAUCGCAGGCGGGCCAGAUGCAUUCGGCGCCCAGUCAGAGGCAGGACCGACCUUCGGACUUUCAGUUCCUGAUCACGGGUGGCUAUCGCCCGGACACCAACGACCUGGUCAAGUACACGGUUUCGCUGCGCAUGGGCAAGCCGAAGAAGUUCUUCGGCGAUAACCACUUCUGCGCGGGAACGAUCUUCAGCGAGCGGGCCAUUCUCACGGCGGCCCAUUGCAUGUUCAGCAAUCGGCGCAAGCUGAAGGCCAAGAAGCUGAUGGUCGUCGCCGGGACGCCAAGGAGGCUGCUCAAGAGCAGUACAACGCAGAUAAUUGAGGCCGAGGAGCUACUGCCGCAUCCCAAGUACAAGAAGGGCAAGUCGCAGAAGUACGACAUUGGAUUGAUCCUGUUGGAGGGGGAUCUCAGUCUGGGUGAUGCCGUUGCCAAAAUACCUCUGUACAACAAGGUUCCGGUGGCCGGAGCCCAGUGCUCCAUCGUCGGCUGGGGCACGGUCAUUCAGUUCGGCCCACUGCCAGAUGAGGCCGUCAACGGCGAUAUGCAGAUCCUGCCGGACACCUUCUGCGAAAAGCUGCUGGGCUGGUCCAACGCGGGCAUGCUCUGCGCCAAUGACAAGCAUGACUCCGAUGUGGACAGCUGUCAGGGCGACUCGGGCGGGCCCCUCAUCUGUGACAACAUGGUGACGGGCAUCGUGUCCUUCGGCAUGGGUUGCGGCGAGCCUGAUUCGGCUGGGAUCUACACCGAUGUCUACCACUUCCGGGAUUGGAUCACUGAGAACUCCUGCCCCCUAGGCACACAGUCCGUGUGGACGCUGUUGCUGCUGAUGCUCCUGGUCACAGGGAUAUCCUAGCGGUGCUGGUCGGUGAGCCGGCUGGUACAACUAGUUAACCUGCCAGGCUGCAAACCUCCGAGCCUGCAUACGACAAACCAAAAUUGACUAAAACCAGCG
This is a messenger RNA of Drosophila sechellia, 1024 nucleotides long. Its product is annotated as anionic trypsin-2. The record is from RefSeq and is a predicted model, not a curated record. Gene Ontology annotation, biological process: proteolysis. NCBI's taxonomy places the organism in Eukaryota, Metazoa, Arthropoda, Insecta, Diptera, Drosophilidae. The coding region runs from base 11 to 925 and encodes 304 amino acids. Gene Ontology annotation, molecular function: serine-type endopeptidase activity. The transcript is spliced from 3 exons.